AUGCCAUUUUUACCACUCUCGCAAGUCCGUCGUCUACGGGACGAGCUCCAGGGCACCAACGCGGAAAUUUCCACGUGGGGAUGCGAGGGCUACGGCGAUAACAUCAAGCAGUGGAGCGAUUCGUGCGAUGAGGAUGUCGGCGCAGUGGUCCGAGUGACCUGCGCCGACGAAGCGGCGAUCGUGGUGCGAUUCGUGACCCGCCACCAGAUCCCGCUGGCCGUGCGGGGCGGGGGCUACUCGACGAGCGGCAGCUCGACGGCGCGCGGGGGCAUCGUCCUGGACCUGGCCCGGCUGCGGCGCGUGCGCAUCGACCCGGAGGCGCGCGUGGUGGCCGCCGAGGGCGGGGCGCUGUGGGCGGACAUCGACGUGGCGGCGGCGCAGCACGGGCUGGCGGUGGUGGGCAGCACGCUGAGCCACAUCGGCGCGGCGGGGGCCACCCUCGGCGGCGGCUACGGCUGGCUGACCGGCCAGUACGGGCUGGCCAUUGACAACCUGCUGUGGGCCAAGGUGGUCCUCGCCGAUGGCAGCAUCGUCAUCGCCUCCGAGACGUCCCGCCCCGACCUCUUCUGGGCGGUCCGCGGCGCCGGCCAGGAGUUCGGCGUCGCCGUCGAGCUCGGGUUCCGCGCGCAUCCCCAGCGCAACGCCGUCUUCGCGGGCACGCUGCUCUUCGCGCCGGAGAAACUCGCGGUCAUUGUCGAUUUCGCCAAUCGGUUCGAGAGGCAGACGGACGGCAAGCAGGGUCUGUGGUUCGGGUUCACGGUGGCGCCGGCGAUGACGCAGUGCUGUAUUCUGGUCGUGGUGUUCUACAAUGGGGACCAGGCACGGGCGGAGCAGUUCUUCGCGCCGCUGCUAAAGGCGGACCCGCUCGCCAACACCGCGGGGAUGAUCCCCUACGACAGUCUGAAUGGGAUUCUCAACACGACGGACACGCUGCACCGCCGCGGGAGCGACACCGAGGUCAACAUCAGCUACCCGCUGGACGUGGCCAUGGGCCCCCGGAAGAGCAUGCGCGGGAGCAACGUCACCCUCCCGCUGGACCUGGGGUUCGUGCAGUCGGUGUACGACGAGUUCAACGGGGUGCUCACGGAAUGCCCGCAGACCCGGGAUAGCAGGCUGCUGUUUGAGCUGCUGCCGAAUGCGCAGAUCAUGCAGGUCCCCGACGAGGCGACGGCGUUCGCGAACCGCGGGCCGUACUACAAUGUCAGUUGUCUGUUUCGGUGGUACGAUGCCGAUCUGGAUGCGCAAAUCCGGUUGGCGCAGGCCAGUCUGUUAGGCCGCAUUGCGACGUCGGCGGGGAUCAAGCGGCCGGGGUAUCAGGGCCCGAGACGGGGCACGGGCAUCUAUGCCAACUAUGCUGGCCACGAUGUGGGCAGCGAGGAGAUAUUCGGAGACAACUUCCCCCGCCUGCAGGAGCUCAAGAAGAAGUACGACCCGCACAAUACGUUCAACAAGUGGCACCGCAUUAGGGUUCCGGAGAACGGUCGGCAAUAG
Molecule: messenger RNA, 1491 nt
Organism: Aspergillus aculeatinus CBS 121060
Lineage: Eukaryota; Fungi; Ascomycota; Eurotiomycetes; Eurotiales; Aspergillaceae
Product: FAD binding oxidoreductase
Exons: 3
Coding region: 1-1491 (496 amino acids)
Molecular function (GO): oxidoreductase activity; FAD binding
Source: RefSeq, a predicted model, not a curated record